Molecule: messenger RNA, 339 nt
Organism: Penicillium macrosclerotiorum
Lineage: Eukaryota; Fungi; Ascomycota; Eurotiomycetes; Eurotiales; Aspergillaceae
Exons: 2
Coding region: 1-339 (112 amino acids)
Source: RefSeq, a predicted model, not a curated record
AUGAGCAAGCUGCACGCUCCAGCUCGCCGCCUCCUCAUCUUCCAGGAGGCGCGCAACCCGCAGAACGCGGCCGAGAUCGUGUACCUGCCCGUCAACAAACUCGGCCUGCCGAUCUGUGGCGACGGGCCCGAGCUCCCGUCUAUUCUGGAGCUCCCGCUGCGCAUUUUGAAGGUGUUUACGGAGAUUUUCAAUCAACCGAAGUACAAGGGAUGGGCGGUUCUCUCUGCUGGACCGUACCAUGACACGUCUGAGGAAGGCAAGUUCUAUGCUGUCGUGCUGGAGCAAGUACCAAUGCCGGGCUCGACACCUGUCUCGCAGGAAAUGACAGGGACACCGUGA